Molecule: messenger RNA, 2058 nt
Organism: Branchiostoma floridae (Florida lancelet)
Lineage: Eukaryota; Metazoa; Chordata; Leptocardii; Amphioxiformes; Branchiostomatidae
Product: very long-chain acyl-CoA synthetase-like
Exons: 9
Coding region: 30-1907 (625 amino acids)
Molecular function (GO): long-chain fatty acid transmembrane transporter activity; long-chain fatty acid-CoA ligase activity
Source: RefSeq, a predicted model, not a curated record
UGAGUCGCUCUGUGCUCGCCUACUACGCCAUGGUUAAGCCAACAGAAGCCGCUCUGUAUGCGACAGUUGGUGGUAUCUCUACCGCCGUGGCGGCUCUCAAUGUUUUCUACCCCCAAAUCCGACAGGAUUUGAAGUUUAUGUGGAAAUAUCGAGGCGCAAUGUCCCGUAUUAGGCGGUACGCGUCAGCCCAGCCUCCCGUUUCCCUGGUGGACCGUUUCCUCCACCAGGUGCAGCUCCAGCCCGACAAGCCUUUCGUGCUGUUCGAGGACCAGCUCUACACCUACAAGGACGUGGACGUCAUGUCCAACAAGAUGGCCAACUUCUUCCAUGGGGAGGGGCUCACAUGCGGGGACACCGUCGCCAUGUUGGUUUACAACGAACCGGCCUUCAUCUGGACUUUCCUGGGCCUGGCGAAGUUGGGAGUGAAGAUCGCCCUGUUGAACACCAACCUGAGGAACAAGUCCUUACUCCACUGUUUCAAGGCGGCAGAGGCGAAGGUUCUUAUUGUGGGACAAGGCCAACCUUUACUGGAAGCAACAGUAGAAAUCUUACCGUCAUUGGAACAGAUAGGUGUGACGGUCUGGGUACAGGGAGACAACCCUGCUCUCCACGGCUUACGUUCAUUGGAUGACAAAAUCAACCAAACCUCCGACCAGCCAAUCCCAUUCAAGCUACGAGAAAACGUCCUCGUAAACGACACUCUUUGUUACAUCUAUACAUCUGGAACAACAGGUUUUCCCAAAGCUGCCAAAGUGACCAUGGGAAGGUUUUCCAAAUCAGCCUGUUUCUUCGGGGUUUCGAACGUGAAGGCCAAUGAUGUUGUGUACGUGACUCUGCCCCUGUACCAUUCCAACGCGCUGACUUUCGGACUGGGAGGCGCCAUUGAGUAUGGGCACACUAUGGCAUUGGCCAGGAAGUUUUCAGUGACACGAUUUUGGGACGACUGUCGCAAAUACAACGCAACAAUCAUCCUGUACAUCGGAGAGCUACUUAGAUACCUUUGUGCUCCACCAAAGACUCCAUUUGACAGGAAUCACAGCGCCCGACUGGCCUUUGGGAACGGACUCCGGCCUGACGUCUGGGUAAAGUUCCGGGACAGGUUUGGGGUAGGGGAGAUUAUAGAGCUCUUCGGGUCCACGGAGGGGAACGUAGGGUUCGCCAAUCUCACCAAUAAAACUGGUGCCGUCGGCAUGCUGACUCCAUUGCUUAAGAGAAAUAACGGAGCCUCCUUUCUGAAAGUAGACCCUGAAACGAGCGAACCUGUCAGAGACCAGAAUGGCAGAUGCAUUCCUGUGAAGCCGGGGGAGCCGGGUCUUCUUGUUGGUCCUAUAACAGACGCCACCCCCUUCUUUGGGUAUGAAGGAGACAGGAAGUUAACAGACGAGAAGAUUCUUCGCAACGUCUUUAAGGAAGGCGACGCUUUUUUCAACACGGGGGACCUGAUGAUGAUGGACAAGGACUACUAUGUGUACUUCAUAGACCGACUGGGGGACACCUACAGAUGGAAAGGGGAAAACGUGGCAACAACCGAGGUGGCAGAGGUCUUACAUGACAUUGAAGGUGUGCAGGAAGCUAACGUCUACGGGGUUACCGUGCCAGGUCAUGAUGGUCGAGCUGGGAUGGCCGCCAUUGUUGUACAUCCGGGACACCUGCCGAACAUGUGGGAGUGGUACGCCCAUCUGUCCUCCCGCCUACCAGGCUACGCCCGCCCGUUGUUCCUCCGUCUCACGCAGCACUUAACCCACACCACCACGUUCAAACAGACCAAGGCAGAACUGAUAAAGGAGGGAUUUGAUCCCAACGUUGUCACGGAUCGUCUGUACUUUCGUGACGACUCUAAGAAGACCUACGUCCCACUAGAUUCGGAGGUUUACAAGACCAUUGCUGUCGGCAAGGCAAAACUUUGAAAGAACCGUAAAAACGGCUUACUGUACGAUCACCAAAUUUGCAGGGGGUGAUAUGAUCGUCGUGUUUCAUAAUUCCUGGUUUUUAUAUCAUUAUGACGUAAUAUGACGUAAUUAUGACGUAAUUAAUUGAAUUUUUGGCUAAAACGUGGAA